AUGGUCUCCCCGGGCCUUCUGCUGCGCUUCCUGCUCCUGGCCCUCAUCACACACCGCUCCUCAAGCUCCUCUCCAGACUCAGGUCCCAGUGCUCUGUCCAUGAAGCCCCCUGAAGGGGCACGGACAGGGUGUGCCCAGGGUCCAGAAGCUUCUGUGGGGACCCCAGAUUCCAGCUGCUCUCCAGAGCCCGAGCAAUUUUACCAUUCCACAUCGAAUGCUUCCAAAGAGGGACAAAUGAUGAGCACCUACGUCCCAGAGUCCCAAGGAGCACCCCGGGACCCCAGCCAGGAGCUGGCUGGAGAGACCCAGACUGUGGGGCUUUCCAGCCCGGAUCCAGCUGGAUCCCCAGAACUUCCAAAUCUGGAAUUUUCCCCCCCAAAACCGGAAUUCAAAGCACCUGCAGAGACGGAUUCUGGGGCCACGUUCUUGCAACAGGUGGAGGGUCCCCUGGCAAUCAUCGUGGGGGCCACCCUCCGGCUCUCUCUGCUUCCAGUGCCCAGCCUUGGGCCCCCUGCCCCCCUGGUGGUCUGGCGGAGGGGCACUAAGGUUCUGGCAGCGGGGGGCCUCGGACCAGGGGCGCCCCUCAUCAGUCUGGACCCCACUUACGGGGACCGGCUGCGUUUUGACCAGGCCCGUGGGGGGCUGGAACUCACCUCGGCCCAGCUUGAUGAUGCUGGCGUCUACACCGCGGAGGUCAUCCGGGCCGGGGUCUCCAGGCAGAUCCGGGAGUUCACGGUGGGUGUGUAUGAGCCCCUGCCCAAGCUCUCGGUGCAGCCCGCGGCCCCCGAGACGGAAGAGGGGGCGCCCGAGCUCCGGCUGCGCUGCCUGGGGUGGGCGCCGGGCCAGGGGGCGCUGAGCUGGAGCCGGGCCGGGCGCGUCCUGGGGGCAGGGGACCCCGAGGGGGCCGGCCCGACGCCCCGCGACCGGAUCCGAGCCCGGGGCGACCAGCUGCUCAUCGCCCGGCCCGAGCGCGGCGACCAGGGCCGCUACACCUGCCGCGUGCGGAGCCCCCUGGGCCAGGCGGAGGCGGCGGCGGACGUCAGCGUGCUGUUCGGCCCGGACCCGCCCGCCGUGUCCGUCUCGUCCGAUCGCGACGCCGACCCCGCGCGCUUCGUGUCGGCCGGCAGCGACGUGCGCCUGGCCUGCAGCGCCGCCUCGCGCCCGCCCGCCGCCUACGCCUGGAGCCUGGCCGACCCCGCCGAGGCGGCCGUGCCCGCCGGCCCGCGCCUGCUGCUGCCCCGCGUCCGGCCGGAGCACGCGGGCGCCUACGCCUGCCUGGCCUCGAACCCGCGCACCGGGCGGAGCCGCCGCGGGGUGCUCAACCUCACCGUGGCAGAUCUGCCUCCAGGGUCCCCACAGUGCUCGGUGGAAGGGGGUCCUGGGGACCGCAGCCUCCGUUUCCAGUGCUCCUGGCCCGGCGGGGUCCCGGCGGCCUCUCUGCAGUUUCAGAGUCUCCCUGAAGGUGUCCGAGCCGGCCCCACGCCCUCUGCGCUGCAGGUGACCAUCCCUGUCCACCCGAGGCUCAGCGGCGUCCCAGUCACCUGCCUUGCUCGCCACCUGAUGGCCACCCGCACCUGUACUGUGGUCCCAGAGGCCCCCCGAGAGGUGCUGCUGCUGCCUGUGGUGACAGAGACGCGGUCGGGGGACGUGGAGGUGGUGCUGGAGGCCACGGGCUGCCCACCACCGUCCAGGGCAUUGUGGGCACGCGAGUGGCGGCCCCUGGCCCCCGGUGGAGGGGGGCGACUGCGACUCAGCCAGGACAGCCGGAGGCUGCUCGUGGGCAACUUCAGCCUGGACCGGGACCUGGGGAAUUAUUCAGUGCUGUGCAGCGGGGCGCUGGGGGCCAGGGUCGACAAGAUCAUGCUCACGGGACCCUCCAUCUCUUCCUGGAGGCUGCAGAGAGCACGGGGAACAGCGGUGCUCACUUGGGACGUGGAGCGCGGAGCCCUGAUCAGCGGCUUCCAGAUCCAAGCACGGCCCGAGCGGCCCGAGCAGGGCAGGGUCUCGGCCUCCCAGGACUGGGUCUCACUGCUGGAGCUGGGACACCAGGAGCGAUCGGCCGUGCUCUCCCUCCCACCUCAGAACUCCGGUUCCUGGGCACUUCGCAUCUUGCCCAUCCUGGGCCACCUGCCAGGGACCCCGUCACAGAGCCGCAUGUACAGGACAGGCUCCACCCUGGGCCCCGGAGCCAUCGCUGGCAUCGUGCUGGGCUGUCUGCUGGGCCUGGCGCUCCUCUCGCUUCUUCUCCUGUGGUGCAUCUGCUGUCUGUGUUGCCACCGAGGUGAAACUCUUAAGAAAAUGAAGUUCCCUCCCGUGCUGAGCCCCGUGAUCCCCCUGCCAGAAAAGAAGAUGCAGUGCGUGACCCCAGCUCGGAUUCUGCCAUCUCUGCCCCUCAAAGAG
Molecule: messenger RNA, 2400 nt
Organism: Suncus etruscus (white-toothed pygmy shrew)
Lineage: Eukaryota; Metazoa; Chordata; Mammalia; Eulipotyphla; Soricidae
Gene: VSIG10L
Product: V-set and immunoglobulin domain containing 10 like
Exons: 9
Source: RefSeq, a predicted model, not a curated record